CAUGAUUGAGUGUAUAUAUAAGAAAUAUGUUUAUGUUUGACUUUAGUCAAAGAGAAGAAUUACAGUUUAGUAAUUUUAUAUUCUAAGAAACUUUUAAACUACAAUAAAGUGUAGUUGACUAACUAAAGUAUUGGUUUUUACUGGGUUUAAGUUAAGUCAUACUAUUCGAAAGAUAACUAAAGACUGAGAAAGUUCCUAAUUACAUAACGUCGGUAUAAAAAAACGGAUCAGUGUUAAAUGGAGAUUAAAAUUUUGCAUAAGCAAUGGACCAGUUCCAUUUAGUGAAUGAACAAAUGAAAAUCACUUUAAAGUGUAUGAGCUGUAGUUAAAUGAAUGUUGACAUGACUGACGUCUUAGCACACAACCUGUUUUAUUAAUUUGUGUUGGUUGACUUCUUCCAUUGACUUAGGCACCCUAAAUGUGUGUUAAUUCUUGAGGAGAAUGGUGCUUUUGUUUCUGUAUAGUAUUAAAUAUACAUUUUCCCUUUAUUAUUAAAUGUUUGCUUAGUGUCUAUGGCGUAUAGAAAUUACAGCACUUAGUUAUGAAACUACUAGUGUAUAUAACAUUAAGGUUAGUGGAAUUAUUAAAUUUUAUGCGUGUUGUAACUGUUAUUUACUAAGGAUGUAUUUCAAUUGUUCUUUCCUUUUUGGUUUGCAUCAGUUUAGCGAAAAAGAGGUGGAAGUUGUUAAAAAUCUGAGAAAAUGGUAUACUUCUCCAAAUUGCCCAGUUGAAAAAGAAAAUCUAAAUGUAGGAAACACAUCAGAACACAAUGGUCAACUUAGUAGGAUUCCUCGAGCAGGAGUAAGAAGAAUAAGGUCUUUAAAAGCAGAUGAAUUCUGUACCAUUGAAGGACAAGUUAUCAGCAUUUAUAAAUCUACGGAAACGGAUCGGAAUCUUGUCAUUUAUAUAUGGGAUGGACCAGUGUCACCUCAUGAUCAAAACACAGUUUUUCUAGGUCCAUCUGGAAAGCGUUUAUUUCAAAUGCUUCCUCAUUCUCAGCAUGAUCCACAACUGGCUGCUUUAACAGGACAUAAUUUACAACAUUGGAAUAAAUAUGAAAUUGAAAUUCAAAGGAAAUACUCACUAAUAACUCCUGAUGACUUAAAAUAUUUUAAAUACUGUGGCGGAAGUAGUACUGAAUAUAGUGAUUGGUCUGUCCCAGUUUCCAUUUACGACGAGCAUGUCGUUAGUGAAUCUGUUAAAAAUCUUAAACCUGGUGAUUUGAUACGUAUUCAUAAUGUACACGUUAUCUAUGGUCAA
This is a messenger RNA of Trichobilharzia szidati, 1260 nucleotides long. The record is from the annotation of a GenBank genome assembly. Lineage: Eukaryota; Metazoa; Platyhelminthes; Trematoda; Strigeidida; Schistosomatidae.